AGGAUAUGGCUCAAGCCAACCCCAAGCCCUAAGACCGCAAGAUGCAAAUGCUGCUCGCCUGUAUGCAAGCCCAGUUGGCGGUGAAGGAAGGGGUAUGCCACUCUACCCCGGCCAAUGGUGAGGUUUAAAGGCUAACCUGCGCAAGGUUUGGCCCCAAUAUGCCUGUAGAAUUUUCUGGCAGACCUCAAAUUGAAGGUUCACGCAGGUUUGCAGAGCAAUGCCAAGACGAGGCAGCCAAAGGGUUCAGCAUUGAAGUCCUUCAGAACUUGAGGCCGCGUGUGCCCAGUUCUGGCUACUGGGCGUCUGCAGCCUGGGACCCAGACUGCCGGGUCUACGCUGGUGCUGAGAUCUUUCAGACCCACAACUUAGCAGAGCAACAGGAUCAGCAAAAGCAGGAGUGGCCGAAGCAGCAGAAGCAGCAGAAGCAGCAGGACCAGCAGGACCAGCAGGCAGAGCACGCACCAAUGAGGCGUGGUGGCAGCGCAUCCUACUGGGGCGCAAUGGUGGAUGUGCUCCCAGCCGAGGUCCACUUUGGCGACCACAUGGCGGGCGAAAGAAAUGCGCCCGGCCAAGCUCCAGAGGAAUCCAUGUCGCUCAGGCUGCGGAGCAGCUCGGAUUACUGGACCUCAGGAAAUUGGAAUCUGGAGCUGCAGAUGGGCAAGGAGCAUACAGACACCCCGUCGACUAGCUGCACAAGUGAGUCUACCAAGUGCAUGACUCGCCAUGACAGCAACGCAUAUUGGGAUGCCAACCAGUGGGAUCCGGAUGAGCGGGUGUAUGUGGGCGCCGCGGCAGGGCAGACCAACCACCUGGUGGCGGUGAUCCAUGGCGACGACAAGCUGCUCCGCGCAUGGGCUGGGGGCCUGACCUGCGAGUCGGGAACAUGUGGACGUGGGCCGCGGGACAUCAGCAGCUUGGGGCCUUCCGAGCACUCGGAGCCCGAGCUGCAAGACCUCUAUGAGGUGGAGUCCGACUCUGUCGGCUUCGGCAGCUUCGGGGUCGUGAGGCUGGCGCGCCACCGGCAGAGCCAGACCCGGUGCGUGGUGAAGAGCCUCAACAAGUCCCAGACAGGGCCCUCGUACAAGGCCCAGGUGGAUGGUGGCCUGUAUGAGCGGCUGCUGGGAAUGUCUUCUACGCCGCAUGAAGGCAUCGUCAAGUAUUUGGACAUGCUGGAGAGCAAGGAUCAUUACUAUGUGGUCAUGGAGAGCCUCCACGGCCCUGAGCUCUUGGACGAAAUGGAGAGUCUCUGUCCUGUGACAGAGGCCCACUGCCAGCAAGUGAUGCGCGAGGUCUUGUCUGCUCUGGCCCAUAUCCAUGACACUGUUGGAAUCUGCCACCGGGACAUCAAGUUGGACAACUUCCGGUACCGGAGUCCAGGACAAGGCGCCCAACUUGUGCUUUUAGACUUUGGCUUCCUUGCUGACUUGGACACUCCAUGGGACGGCAAGAAGUGCGGGACACGUAUGUACAUGGCUCCGGAAGUACUGGCAGAGACAGCACAGCAACCACACCUUGCUGCCAUUGACAUGUGGGCAGCCGGAGUGCUCCUGCAUCUUGUGCUCUUGAUUGAGCGCGGAUUGAUUUGGUAUUUGCUUCUGACGGGCGACGGCCCAGUCCAGCCGGAGCAGCUACAGAUCUUGGCAAAGUUAGACCAGGAUGCGAAGAACAUCAUUGCAGAGGCUUUGGAGGCAGAGCAAGUGAGAUCUGCGUCGAAGGAGGCGGCAGAUCUCCUGCGGAAGCUUUUGGACUUGAAGGCGAGCAGCCGCAUUCGAGCCGCUGACGCGCUCAAGCAUCCAUGGAUGUCCCUGUCUUUGGACGGGGCUUCUCGGGUUGGACCAGCCAAGAGGGACUCCUACAGAACAGCCACCAGGAGCGCCCAGGAGGUGACUCUUGUCGAGUGAAGCCUUGCCUGGAACUAGUUUUAAUCCAGAGAACAGUCGAACAUAGAUAGGUACAGAUCCUUGCAGCUUUGCCGACAUUCAAUCAGAUGACACUACGUCGUUGCUUAUCUUAUUGCCGACAACGCAACUCACUCAACG
Molecule: messenger RNA, 2039 nt
Organism: Effrenium voratum
Lineage: Eukaryota; Dinophyceae; Suessiales; Symbiodiniaceae
Source: the annotation of a GenBank genome assembly